CCGCAUUCCAUCAUUCUCAAAUUGGGCCAGGCCUCUACUCUAAAAUCGUGGCCGUUGGUCGACGGAACGUGUUUACCUGUGUCGCAAAGGUGCUUUUCGUCGAGGUGCCGAUAGGAGGAACAGGCCUGAUUUUCUUUGCUGGUCGACCCCUAUUUCACAAUUAGCUUGGGAAUCGAAGGGUUUUUUCUCGUUUUCGCUGGGUCACUACUGUGGUCAUACCUGUCGCAGUGUCAUUCCGUUUCCAAAAGUAACAAUCCAUUACGGCCAUCGGAGCAUUUCUAUCUGCUCUGAUGAAGUCCGUGAAGAAGAUCUUUCAAAAGAAGAAUAAGAAGGAAUCGGGAAAUACGAGUGCAUCACUUUUGCAGGCUGAGCGACACGAAAGCGAUAAUAGUAGCGUGAAUGCGCGUGUCGAGGAAGAAAGCUUGGAAGCGGCCAUUGACCUUUCAUCGACGGCACCCGGCCACGGUUUAGAACCACAGGCACAACUGAUGGAACCGCCCGCGCCGAGCUUGAAAAAAUCAGCACUUCCUCACGUCAACGAAAAUCGCAACCGACCGAACACAAAUCGUCCGAAGCAGGCUAUGAGCGGCCAACAUGAGACGAAACCGCCGCUGGUGGAAGAGAAUGAUCCCGUUCGUACCGCUGACCAUCAUCAAGACACGCCCGCAGGUAGGAGCUCGUACGACUUGAUACCGCUAUUGGAUCAAACCAAGCUACCUCGUGGAGGACUUAGCAUAGACACCAAAGCUGUCGGUCGAGUACAGUUCGGCUUGCCCCCCGAGACCAUCAAGGACAGUAUGCAGCUGGGUAUACCGGUCCCUCAGGUAUACAUUGUGCCUGUAGAGCGCUUUUGUCGUGAAAUGGGGCCUGCAUUGGGAGUCAAUUUGGCGGAAUUUGAGUUCCCGGCUUACUUUAAUUUUUUUGUUUACAAGAAACGCUGUACACUAGUCGUGGAUUCAGAAGACGCCGAAGACAAUAUACGGAAAGUCUUCAGUGAGACACUGCUUGGACCGGCACAGUUCCGCCGGGAAGAAGACCCCUUGGCGUUCGAAGCGGAAGAUUUUGCUAAGGAUUUCCCUAGGAAUGCUAUUCCGAACUUUACCAAGGAAUUGAAACACUUUCGAAUCAUGCCAGACGGGAAUGAGCUAGUAAUUGAGACGCUCCUGGAAUUUCGACACUUUGAGAUGCGAUCGGACGGGCACGAAGGUCUUGGUGUUCCUCCCAACGCAGAAGGGAAAGUCGAGGAACAAGGUGAUGGUUGCAAGAGCGAAGACGAAGAUUGCGGUGCUGAGAGUGACGCGGAAGAAGAAGUUCCGAAGGACUUGCAAGCAGUCGAAUCCAGGGAGCAAGCCACUCCCUGGACAUAUUCCCAGGCUCGUUUUAUGGGCGAUGUCUCCACGGUUUGGCCGACGUCUGCAACUGUGGAUCAAAUCAAGGAACGAAGUGUCCCCCGCGUCGAAAUAUUUAAGAUGCCUGGCGGAACUGAAUACAUCAUUCAUGAUGUUGAUGAAAAUAACAAAAUCAUUGGAAAAGCUCGGUUUUCUGGGCAUGUCAAGGUCUCGGAAUUAAUGAGCGUCGAUGGCUUUGGCGGUCAUUCGAUAUUGGAUGAUGUCGGGCCAAAUUGUCGCAAAAGCAAAUCAUUUGCAGAAGAAAGGGAUCUUUCCUCUUCAGCAGAUCUAGAAAGAUGGUUGAACGAGCCGGAAAGAAUCCUGCCUCCGCCUUCGUUUCAUCCGCCUUCUUUCGGAGUGACUGUUCUUGGCAAUUCUCACGGCUUCGACAAGAGCGGUUCUGUUUCUGGAUACGUGUUAUGGAUCAAUGGGCGAGGAGUGAUGAUAGAUCCUCCUCCUUACUCGUCUGCUACAUUGGAAAGAGAAGGAAUUCGUCCACGAACUAUUGUGGGCAUCAUUCUCACCCACUGUCACGCAGAUCACGAUGCAGGAGCCUUUCAAAAAGUUCUGACAGGAUCGCCAGUCGUGGUGAUAACUACACCAACAAUCUACAAAAGUUUCAUUCGCAAAUACGCGGCUCUGUCCGCCCUUAGUCCUGCUCUUCUCCGGCAUAGCCAUCGCUACAAGCCAGCAAUCAUUGGUGAAGCACUUCGUUUUCAAGGAGCUACGUUUUAUUUUACGUACACACUUCACACAAUUCCUUGUGUAGGGUUUCGAGUCGAAUGGAGGGGGCGAUCAAUGGUUUUUACCGGGGAUCAUUUCAACAGUCCCCCUGCGAUAGACAAGCUUCAAGAAACAGGUAUUUUAUCGAAAGCACGUGCUGACGAUCUCAGAAAUCUUCCGUUGCAGGACACGGACCUUUUGUUACACGAAGCCGGUGCACCUCCGAUUCACACGCCACUUGAGGUUUUGCUUCAGCUUCCUAAGGAGGUAAAGAAACGGCUUUAUGUUGUCCACACGUCCGCUUUGCCUGCUGGAUGCGAGCUUCGUGUUGCUCCAACGGGAACAGCGGGGACUAUUCGCUUGGAUCAGAUAGCGAACCAAUCUGACGACCAUGUCCGCCGGGGGAGCCGGCAUAGUGCUUCAUCAGAUUCUUGUAGGGAUGGCGAGUACAUAUGGAACGGCCACAGCGAGUACGAAAGCAUAUCAGAGGAAGCUGCUGUAGCAAAUGCAAAUGUACCUAGUAGGUUAACUGUUCAAAGCGAGCCCCGUACAAUGAUGAAUUCGUUCCAGAACCUUGAUUUUAUUGGCGCAAAAGAAAGACAAGUGAGAAGCGCUUCAUGCUUAAGUCACGAUCCCCACCUCUCCUAUGCAUUUACCAUGGAAGUGCUUGAAACAGCGAAGGUAGAUGCCUAUGCCCCUGGUGCUGUCGUUGUACCCUCUACUCGACGUAGCCAGCUCUUGUGUGUCGUUUGGGAAGGUACUUGUACGGAGAAAAUUAGUCAAGGAGGCAAUCCAAGAAAUACGGGCGGCACCUUGAAAAUGAUCGCGGAAGGUAAGGAGAUCCCUAAGGCGGUAUGGCACGCCGGUGACUGGACAGGUCCGGUCGCGCUGCAGCCGGACCUUCUUUUGAGUGGGGAAAGUGAUACUAGCGACAAUCACGACGUUGUAGCGCUUUCCACGGAGGGAGUGAAGGUCAUAACAGUUGAAUUUUCGAGUCUUCAAACUAUCCUAAAGAGUGGUUCGCCUUUGUACCGUAAGUAUCUCGAUCGGAAAGCCCAACAGGGCAGGGCAAAGAGAGAAACGAGCUUCGAAAACGGCUCUACUGCGACUGAUGAACUUUACCAAGAGGCGGUCCGAAGCUUGAAUGUAUUGGAGUUAUUAAAUGGCAACUCUGCUCUACGAAAAUUAAGUGCAGUCCAGAAGAGACACCUCGAGAGCUUGGCAGAAGGUCCCAUUUGUUUUCAACCUGGCGAACGUUUGUGGCGAUCAGGUGCUCCGGUUGACCGAGCCUUCAUUAUGGUUUCUGGAACUGCUUCUUUUGUCCCAAAGCGCCGCAAUGCAGGUUCGGCGGCUGUUCAAGCGAAGGAUAUCGUCGAGCAUGACAGAAUGGGCGAUUUGAGUGUAUCGGAAUCGAUGAGAGCUGAUGCGCAAAAAGUUAUGAGGGAGCUCGGUGUACGUCAGGCGGACUCACUUGGUGGCGACGAAUCAUCUAUGUCGUCGGCUGAGCACGACGAUCAGAAAGUUGUACAGUUUGACCAUGUCUUCAACCGUUCUGUAAGCAAUGAUACUCCGUUCACCGAUGCUCACGAUUAUGCCAAACUUAGCAGAGGUUUGCAAAAACGAGCAGAUUACUUAUUGAAGGAAGGCUCUCGGGAAGGUUCUGUCGUCUCGAAUAUUUCGACCGACGACUCUUUAAAUGACAUGGACAGCUGUGACAACGAAAGUGAAGGGCAAGUCGAUUACACCUUCACCGACGAUGCUGACGCGGGCUUAAGAUCCAAGCGCAACUCCAUCAUCCGACGACGAUCGUCGAGGGCACGCUUUGCGAACAAGGUUCUAGGACGGCUAUAUAGUCGUCGAGCAUUUACCGGUGGCUUGGUGUUCAGUCGAGGUCACUUCCUGGGGGACGUCUCGAAAAUGGUUGCUGGUCUCUUGUCUUCGGAAGGUGUUUCGGAAGUGAGCGACGACUACGGAUCGGCGUAUGGUUUUGGAGACAAACCUGAGGGAGCGGACUACGAUCUCUUGGAGAACAUGACUGAUCUGGUUAUUCAUGAGCGAGAAGGAGACCACCAUGUUAUGCACAGUUCAACGUUGACCGCUGGGAAACGCGGUUGCGUGGUUCUAGUGUUUCCAAAGGCGAGUCUUAUUCCGUUCUUGGAUGAAUAUCCAGGUCUUUUGCUUAGUGUUCUCGGUACGCAGGUAGUAAUUUAAAGAAACCUUUAUAAAAC
Molecule: messenger RNA, 4339 nt
Organism: Phaeodactylum tricornutum CCAP 1055/1
Lineage: Eukaryota; Bacillariophyta; Bacillariophyceae; Surirellales; Neidiaceae
Exons: 4
Coding region: 291-4322 (1343 amino acids)
Cellular component (GO): nucleus
Molecular function (GO): 3'-tRNA processing endoribonuclease activity
Source: RefSeq, a predicted model, not a curated record